This is a messenger RNA of Ochotona curzoniae (black-lipped pika), 939 nucleotides long. It is a transcript of the gene RNF138, whose product is annotated as ring finger protein 138. NCBI's taxonomy places the organism in Eukaryota, Metazoa, Chordata, Mammalia, Lagomorpha, Ochotonidae. The transcript is spliced from 7 exons. The coding region runs from base 89 to 826 and encodes 245 amino acids. The record is from RefSeq and is a predicted model, not a curated record.
UGAGCGCAGGGUGUUGGGCCCCGGGCCGCCACCGCCACCUUGGCCGCUGCUUCUGCGCCCGGCUCUGCCGCCUGUGUCAUCUCCUGUCAUGGCCGAGGAGCUUUCCACGGCCACAUCUUACACCGAAGAUGAUUUCUACUGUCCCGUCUGUCAGGACGUGCUCAAAACGCCGGUGCGGACCUCGGCCUGUCAGCACGUUUUCUGUAGAAAAUGUUUCCUGACUGCAAUGAGAGAAAGUGGAAUACAUUGUCCCCUGUGUCGUGGAAAUGUGACUAGAAAAGAAAGAGCAUGUCCCGAACGGGCCUUAGACCUUGAAAAUAUCAUGAGGAAGUUUUCUGGUAGCUGCAGAUGCUGUGCAAAACAGAUUAAAUUCUAUCGCAUGAGACAUCAUUACAAAUCUUGCAAGAAGUAUCAAGAUGAAUAUGGUGUUUCUUCAAUCAUUCCAAACUUACAGAUUUCCCAAGAUUCAGGAGGGAACAGUAAUAGGAGUGAAACAUCUACAUCAGAUACCACAGAAAUUUACCAAGAGAAUACAAGUUCUUCUGGACAUCCUACCUUUAAGUGUCCCUUGUGUCAAGAAUCAAAUCUUACCAGACAGCGUUUAUUGGAUCACUGCAACAGUAAUCACCUGUUUCAGAUAGUUCCUGUGACAUGUCCUAUUUGUGUGUCUCUUCCUUGGGGAGAUCCUACCCAGAUUACUAGAAAUUUCGUCAGUCAUCUAAAUCAAAGACAUCAGUUUGAUUAUGGAGAAUUUGUGAAUCUUCAGCUAGAUGAGGAGACUCAGUACCAAACUGCUGUUGAAGAAUCUUUUCAAGUAAAUAUCUGAUGACUCUAGAAAUCUGCAUCUGUGUACCUGCAAGUGCCAUCUUUACAAGAAAGGACAUGAAGUCACCAUGUUCAAUUACUCGAUGUGUAUAUUAAUAAAAGUAAUCCAAUCUA